AUGGGGACCACGAUGGAGACGCUCACCAUCCGUGCUGGUGGUGGUGGUCAAUCUUCCACGAUUGCGAACGAUACAUCUCUGUUGCCGUUCUCAGAAUCUGUGCUGUCACAUCUCGUGUUGGCUUAUAAAGACGCACGCUUCCAAGAUGGCCAGAACUUCUUUGACCAGUCAGAGUUCCUGUCUUAUAUGGCAUCCGGCAUGUCCAGCGCCAUGGCAGCACCAAAGAACAAUGACCUCAGCUAUCCCCUCUCCUCGUACUUCAUUAGCUCAAGCCAUAACACAUAUCUCUCAGGCCAUCAGUUGUACGGCGAAGCCAGUGUGGACGGGUACAAGAAUGUCUUAAGACGUGGUUGCAGGUGCCUAGAAAUUGACGUAUGGGAUGGUGACUGUGAUUCAGACACGAGUAGCUCAUCAGAUGAGGAUGAGCAGGGCAGCACAAAGGGCAGGAAAAGGUCGGACUCAAAACCGUCCCGCUGGAAUCGGGUAAAGGCUCGUGCCUCGAGAAUGCGCUCUCGCUCCCGAUCCGGGUCCCAGCUGAACAAUGGCCCUGUUUUAGAUCAAGUUCCAGCUGCUCACGCUCCUGGCACUGCUGAUGGCGCUGCCGCAGAUCGCUCCGCUAAAGGGUCGAGCUUGAGUCCGAACUACCUGGCCCCCCAGCCCUCAGCAUCCUCCAAUCCCAGAAGUGAGCCUCGAGUUCUCCACGGCUACACACUCACACAGCCUAUAACCUUCCGCUCGGUUUGUGAAUCUAUCAAGGAGACGGCGUUCUUGACCAACGACCUGCCCUUGAUCGUUUCGCUCGAAGUUCAUGCCUCUCUUUCUCAACAGGAGAUUAUGGUGGAUAUCGUGAGGGAGGUCUGGUCUGGACUGUUGGUAGAUAUCGACAGGAAAAAAGACAUUUCGGUCCUCCCGUCACCGGAGCCGCUGAAGCGGACCAUUUUGAUCAAGGUUAAGUGGACUACUGACCCAGACACCGGCGAAUCCGUCCAUCCAGUCGACCAAGUGGAAUCCAAUUCAACCCAAGGCAGCACAGGAGCCACGACGACUAGCUCCUCGGACAAGAAAAAGAAGGCGUCGAAGAUCCUGGCGGCUCUUUCACACCUUGGUGUUUACACCCGGGCUUACAGCUUUAAGCACUUCAAACAGCCAGAAGCGUCCAUCCCUUCGCACGUCUUCAGCUUAUCCGAGAACAAGGUGCUGUACAUGCACUCGGACCCAUAUGAUGGUCCUGCUUUGUUUGAUCACAACAAGAAGUAUUUGAUGCGGGUAUUCCCGAAGGGAACCCGUAUAAGCAGCUCAAAUACCGAUCCGACUUUCCACUGGCGUCAGGGUGCGCAAAUGGUGGCCCUGAAUUGGCAGAAGCUCGACAAAGGCAUGAUGCUUAAUGAGGGUAUGUUCGCAGGUACCAAAGGCUGGGUACUGAAACCGGAAGGCUACCGUUGUAACAAAGCGAAUUCCAACGAAGCAAAUGCUAUGGACCGUGCAACCACGGCAAUACAGCCCAAGAAGCAAUAUCUCGAUCUGGAAAUACGCCUCCUUGCAGCCCAAAGGCUACCCCUGCCGGCCGGCAAGGAUACUGCCAAUGCCUCUAGGAUGAAGCCUUACGUCAAAUUUCAGCUCCAUGUCGACACCCAUGGCCCUCCAGGGCAAGGCAAAGGUUCGACUGGUCUAAACCAAGCACAAGCUGAGAUGGAUUCAGGUAGCGGUGAUGAACCCGACGAGAAAUACUACAAGCGUAGGUCCGCAACGUCCAAAAGUGACUCUCCUGAUUUCUGCAACGAGAAGAUAAGCUGGCUGGGAGUUUCAGAGGUCGAGGAGGAGCUCAGCUUUCUCAGAGUGAAAGUAAUGGACGAUCGAUCGAUCAGCAAGGAUGACCUUCUCGCGUGGGCUUGCAUCCGUCUCGACCGUCUCCAGCCGGGUUACCGAUUUAUCCAUCUGUUGGACUCGACAGGCAUGCCGUCAAGGGGAGCUCUGCUUGUGCAUGUUUCCAAAAUUUUGGUUUGA
Exophiala dermatitidis NIH/UT8656 is the source of this 2004-nucleotide messenger RNA. RefSeq names its product phosphoinositide-specific phospholipase C. Bases 1 to 2004 code for a protein of 667 amino acids. Gene Ontology annotation, biological process: phosphatidylinositol-mediated signaling; lipid metabolic process. NCBI's taxonomy places the organism in Eukaryota, Fungi, Ascomycota, Eurotiomycetes, Chaetothyriales, Herpotrichiellaceae. Gene Ontology annotation, molecular function: phosphatidylinositol-4,5-bisphosphate phospholipase C activity. The record is from RefSeq and is a predicted model, not a curated record. The transcript is spliced from 2 exons.